UUAGGGAAGGGGCGGAGCCCUGGGGCUGGUUGGAGAACGCCGGAGCCUGCGCGGUGCGCCUGCGCGGUGCAACAGCGCACGUGUUAGACCCGGAAGGGCGUGCUAGGGCCGCAGAUUCCUCGGGAUGGCAACCAACAUGGAGGCGCAGAGCGCCGGAGCCGUGGACGGCUUCACCCCGGUCACCCGCAAGGGUGGCCGGCGGGCGAAGAAACGGCAGGCUGAGGAGCUCUCCGCGGCAGGGGAGGACGAGGACGCGGGCCGCAUGGAUACCCAGGAGGCUCGGCCCGCAAAGAGGCCGGUCUUCCCGCCCCUCUCCCGGGACGGGUUUCUGGAUGGGAAAGAAGAAACAAGGAAAAUUUCAGUCCCAGCUAACAGAUACACACCAUUAAAAGAGAACUGGAUGAAGAUAUUUACUCCCAUUGUAGAACAUUUGGGACUUCAGAUACGCUUUAACUUGAAAUCGAGAAAUGUAGAAAUCAGGACUUGUAAAGACACCAAGGAUGUUACCGCUCUGACAAAAGCAGCUGAUUUUGUGAAAGCCUUUAUUCUCGGGUUUCAGGUAGAGGAUGCACUUGCCCUCAUUAGGUUGGAUGACCUCUUCUUAGAGUCUUUUGAAAUCACAGAUGUGAAGCCGCUAAAGGGAGACCACCUGUCGAGGGCAAUAGGAAGAAUCGCUGGCAAAGGAGGAAAAACCAAAUUUACCAUAGAGAAUGUGACACGGACGCGGAUAGUUUUGGCUGAUGUGAAAGUUCACAUCCUUGGCUCUUUCCAAAACAUCAAGAUGGCGAGAACUGCCAUCUGCAACCUCAUCCUGGGAAAUCCUCCAUCAAAGGUUUAUGGCAAUAUUCGAGCCGUGGCUAGCAGAGCAGCAGAUCGAUUCUAAUUUCAAAUCAGAGACUUUUUAUCUUGCCUUCGGACUAGAGAAAAAGACUUUAUAAGUGGUAACAAGAAACCAUGUGAAAAAACUGUCACUUAAGCUUCAGUCCCUUCUUCAGUUCUCAGCCAGAAGUAUAAACAGAAAAGUUUGAUAGUAUUCACACUCAAUAGCUUUUAGGAUAAUUUUAAUGUCAGAAUUUAGUACCAUUAUAUUUAAACAUUAAUUAUAAUUUAUCAUUUCGUACAUUUUAAAUCACAUGUAGAUUUGCAGUUUCUAAUUCUCUCAUUUAGAGAGAAACUUAUCGUUUAAACAGUUGUCUAUGAAUUUUUAAGUUUUUUGCUUUAUAAAUUUAUAAACAUUUCUUCUCUGUGGGUUGUAAUUAAAGUACUGUCUCAGAAAACCUCUCCAAAUCAUGACCCUUAACACCGGGUGGUGUAUGACUGUUUCAGAAUCAGGUCAUAAGCAGCAGUUUGGCUGCGCUGUGUGAACUAAAAGUCCCAAUAUUUGUACCUGUUUUGCAGUUUGUAAAAUUAAAGACCUGUAUCACGAGGUUGACAU
Messenger RNA from Pteropus alecto (black flying fox), 1435 nucleotides. RefSeq names its product partner of NOB1 homolog (gene PNO1). The transcript is spliced from 7 exons. The coding region runs from base 125 to 883 and encodes 252 amino acids. Gene Ontology annotation, cellular component: nucleolus. The record is from RefSeq and is a predicted model, not a curated record. Lineage: Eukaryota; Metazoa; Chordata; Mammalia; Chiroptera; Pteropodidae. Gene Ontology annotation, molecular function: RNA binding.